ACUGCAGUCAUGGAGAAUCCACAGAGAAAAACAACUGACAAAGACGAGCCUUCCUAUGAAAUAUUUAAACAAGGUGGAUCAACUUUUCCAAAGCACCGACUGAUUAUACUGUUCUUGGGUCUGCUGAACGCUGUGCUGCUGAUAACGGCUGUUGUUAUUGGAAAUAAGUGCACCAAAGUCAAAGAGGGCUCCUUGCACAUUUCCCACCCAGCUGUAACUCAGGUGUUCACUGAGUUAGACUUUCUCCGAAGCAAUCACAGCGACGUGAUCGAAGCUGAAGAGGAGGCCAAGAAGGUGUUAGAGAGAGCGAUCAAAAACCAUGAAGAAAUAAAGGUGAAAAUUGAGAAGCUGAAGAACAUCAGUGAUGGUUAUCAGAAACAGGUGGAAGCUCUGCGAAUGGAGAAGGCAAACUUGCAGUCCAACAUAUCAGCUUUAGAGGGGUCUUGUGAUAGCUGCCUCCCUGGAUGGAUUCUUUUCAACUCUUCCUGCUAUUUCUUUUCUUACGCCGAGUCCUCUACUGUCAAAAAGAACUGGCAUGACAGCAGAGCAGACUGUGUUAGUCGUGGAUCUGACCUGGUUGUGAUUGAUGACCAGGAAGAGCAGAAAUUUGUGAGUAACAGCAUCGAAAAUAUGAAAAGCAGUUCUGUUCAUUGGCAUAACGGAUUCUGGAUUGGAAUCACCGACAUAGAGAUUGAGGGGACGUGGGUGUGGAUUAACAAUGUGACAGAGGUGGAACAAAGGUACUGGAUGGAUGGAGAACCAAACAAUGACUAUCAAGGAGAAAAUUGUGGGGUUGCAGUUUAUUCCUCCUUUAUUCCCUGGAAGACCCGCUAUGAUGGAAGAUGCAACGUGCAGAAGUUACACUGGAUAUGUGAAAUGGAACCAAGAUAAACUCCCUGCACUCUUGAUCUCAUUUUUAACCAUGAACUAUUAGCAGUCCUUGCUUCAUAUGCUGAGUCUACAGCAGCGCAGUUAACAUUCAAAUUACUUUACAGGUGUGUGAGGAAAUUCUUUCUAAAGAAGUUAGAGAUUACAGCUUAUAGCCAGCUUGGUUUGUAUUCAGAAAAACACAAUCAUGAUAAAAAUGCAGAAUCAGAUAAAUGAUGUUAAAUCCUCCAGUAGAACAAACAAUAAAACAAUGAACAUACUAAAGGGCAAUGUGGAUCCACCGAUUUGCUGUUUUUUUUUUAUUUAUUUUAUUUUUGCUGUGCUUAUGCUUUUUUCUGCAGUGGACAUUUAAGAAUUUGAAUUGUUUGUCUUUGUAAUUUUAAUAAAUAAACACAUAUGUGGGGAAAAAAUGGAUGUGAAAGUUUGGGUUCACCAGUUCAUGGGAAUUUGUAGGCAGCACGGAAAUUUUCCAUGAAGUGAAUUUGAAUUUUUUUGAGAAACUUUGCCUACACAUAUAUAUAU
This is a messenger RNA of Archocentrus centrarchus (flier cichlid), 1410 nucleotides long. Its product is annotated as CD209 antigen-like protein C. Bases 10 to 891 code for a protein of 293 amino acids. The transcript is spliced from 6 exons. The record is from RefSeq and is a predicted model, not a curated record. NCBI's taxonomy places the organism in Eukaryota, Metazoa, Chordata, Actinopteri, Cichliformes, Cichlidae.